AUGGGGUUUGCAAAUUUAUUUAAUGAUUAUAAUGCUGCUCAAGUUUAUCAGGACGUUAUUCCACUGAUUGAACAGCCACGUUAUGGUUUCUUUGCUUUAGUUUUAGCUAUUCUCUUUCUAUCAAUGUCUAUAGGUGUGGCAUUCUCUGCAAGAUCAAUCGUACCAAAAUUCUUUCUAUUUACAAUUUUAAGUUUGUUUGCUUCCUUAUUUUGUGGUAUCGCAACAGUGUUCAUUUCAAAUUCAUUUGGAGUGUAUGUAUAG
Kazachstania africana CBS 2517 is the source of this 261-nucleotide messenger RNA. RefSeq names its product dolichyl-diphosphooligosaccharide--protein glycotransferase subunit (gene OST5). The record is from RefSeq and is a predicted model, not a curated record. Gene Ontology annotation, biological process: protein N-linked glycosylation. The transcript is spliced from 2 exons. Lineage: Eukaryota; Fungi; Ascomycota; Saccharomycetes; Saccharomycetales; Saccharomycetaceae. The coding region runs from base 1 to 261 and encodes 86 amino acids.